This is a messenger RNA of Patiria miniata (bat star), 3743 nucleotides long. RefSeq names its product adhesion G-protein coupled receptor G7-like. The record is from RefSeq and is a predicted model, not a curated record. Bases 255 to 3626 code for a protein of 1123 amino acids. Gene Ontology annotation, cellular component: membrane. NCBI's taxonomy places the organism in Eukaryota, Metazoa, Echinodermata, Asteroidea, Valvatida, Asterinidae. Gene Ontology annotation, biological process: G protein-coupled receptor signaling pathway; cell surface receptor signaling pathway. The transcript has 15 exons. Gene Ontology annotation, molecular function: G protein-coupled receptor activity; metallopeptidase activity.
CCGCUGUAAAUGAUUGCAUGUACACGAUGUGAAGUCGUUCAGGCACGGAGCACGUCACGUGGUGCCGAACAGGAACUAGGAAGCAAAGUCAUUGUCUCCAGGAAAAACAAGUUUUUCCUUUUGACCGUUCACACCGGUGACACACCACCGAAGUACAAUGGCCAUGACCGUUAACUACACUUGUGGAUAAAACUAGAUCACUCUAGUGCUUGGGAACAACACAGUACAGACAGGCCUGAAUUUGACAAGGUACCAUGGAUAUUUUGGUCCGUAAACCCAUCUGGAUUUGCAUUUUGGCGGUAGUUUUAGCGUUCACAGUUGUGACUAGCUUGCCUUCGCCUAGGAGUGCUCACCACUAUAUGUACGAUAUUGAUAUUGACUUUGACAACCCAAGUCUGGGUUCCCACCAUCGUGAACAGCGCAGGACUGGGCGGGGAGAGUCUUUAGAUACAUGGGAUUGCGGUAACAUUACCCAGGUCCCCGACGAUGUGCGCACUGACUUUCCCCUGGACGCCUUCUACCAGAAGUACACCCACGCCUACGGUAUCCCUAUCGUGUCCUCCAAUGUCUCACUGGAUGCCUCCCUGACUCGUGCCUGCUAUACGGUACGUUUCCUAUUGGCAGACCGUAAGGAUCUACGGGACGCUAUGUACGACCAGUACGGCCGGGUGGCGGUCAUAGCACUGACGGAGCGCACAACGCAGAUACCAGAACACAGCUACCUGAAUAGCGAUGUUUGGGAUGACCGUGCACGCGGGUUGGGCGGCACGCGUCAGGUACCCGUCACAACCGACGGGGAGGAGAAUAUUCUCUGUCGGUCGUGGCGCCAGGACCGCUGGUACGAAGAGGACAUCUUAAUACACGAGUUCGCUCACGCCAUCCAUCUCAUCUCCUUGAAUAGAGUCGACGCGGCCUUCGAUUCGGCUCUGCAGACCGCCUACGACAUGGCCGUUGUGGACAAUCUGUGGCCCUCGACCUACGCUAUCAGUAGAAAGAUUGAGUACUUCGCUGAGGGUGUGCAGGGAUUCUUUAACGUCCAGGUAUGUAGGAGCUUCGUCGAUGCAGUCCACAAUCACAUCUGUACUCGGGACGCAUUGAAGGGCUACGACAGACGACUGUUCGAUCUCAUUACGGAAGUCUUCCCUUGCAUGAAUACCGUAGUGGACCGUUGCAACUCUAAUCAGGAUCUAGCUGCGAAUCAGGUACUUCGGAUGGACUGUGAACUUCCCGCCACAACGAUCACCACACCGCUGGGUACCACUACUGACGCCAUCACCACUCUGACCUCCACCACUGAGGUCCCCACAACGAUCACCACACCGCUGGGUACCACCACCGACGCCAUCACCACUCUGACCCCCACCACUGAGGUCACCACAACGAUCACCACACCGCUGGGUACCACCACCGACGCCAUCACCACUCUGACCUCCACCACUGAGGUCACCACAACGAUCACCACACCGCUGGGUACCACCACCGACGUAAUCACCACUCAAGGCAUGCAUCUUCCAGAGUUCUGCGUAGAAACUACGAUUGUUGAUGCGGCUGUAGGCAGCCUAACAUGGCCGAUGACUGGCGCUGGCUUGCAGAGUCAGUCCAUGGAGGUGUGUCCUCUCGAAACGCAAUAUGCGGGUUUGCCGAGAGCUGUGCGAAACUGCUCCAUUGUAGACGGACCUCAUGUUUACUUUGAGUGGGAAAUGGAGUAUGAAGUUCGUGACUGUGGAUCAUCUAGAGACCGGAAUGACAUCACGAUACAGGAUCUUGCACAGGUGAUGGUCAGUGUUGGCAAUGUCGUGGAAGUGAGCCAGUUUCUAGCCAAUUUGACCGCAAUUGAUCCAAAAGGCCUCCAGGACCCCAACCUAACUCUGGGCGCCGUAUCCAAAGUCUUGCAGAAUAUCGUCGCCGCGGAGUCGGGAGAAACAGAGGUAGCCGAUGCCGUGUUGCAGACAGUAAACAAUAUCAUAAUCGGCUUGUCAUCCGGACAAGUGUCGGGUAAAGCCGAUCUCAUCAGUCGCUCCUCUAUCGUCAAGUCAUUCCAGGCUCAGGUUGCUCAGACUCUACGCCGCGAGGGCAGCAUCAGUCUACGGCAGGAUUCGGUCCAGGUUGAGGCGGUCAGUGUCAACCGCUCGGAGGCGGUGAACGGGCUAGGCUUCGCAUCCGUACAACGCAGUGCAUCAGGUGACACCUCCGUACCAAGAGAGGUCUCACUCAACCAGACUAGGAUCCAGGUAUUUGUUGGCCACAGUGAGCCGUCCAAGGUUGUCGCAUCUGUCCGAUUGCCGGGUAGUGAGCUAGACCUGGCUGACGAUGGUGAUAAUUCCACCCAGCCGAAACUUCGGGCAAGUUUCAUCGUAUAUAAGGAUGAUACUCUUUUCCUGUCGGCUCUGAAACCAGGCGUCUCUGUUGGCGGUGUGGUUGUCGCAGUGACUCUGCAGGACAUGGUCUUACGGAACCUGGUCAAUCCAGUUCUCAUUCAAUAUAAGACACCUGCUGGUUUAAGCAAGAACACACUGCAAGAGACAAAGUGUGUCUUCUGGGAUUUCAGUCUGGAGCAGGGCGUUGGUGCUUGGUCAGAGAGUGGGUGUGUCCUUGCUGAAGUGACCAAUGACGUGAUAGCGUGCCAUUGCGACCACCUAACCAACUUUGCUGUUUUGGUUAAUAUUGGGACGAACGCCAGGAGAGAUUUUCAACAAGCAUUGAACGCCGUUAGUCAGAUCGGUUGUGCCCUCUGCAUCAUCUUACUGAGCAUUACUUUGAUUGCCAGCAUUUGUGUCCGUCCGCAAGAUGACAAUCGAGAAGACUCGUAUGUGGACAUGUCUCGUCCAAUACACAUGCAACUGUGCGUUUCACUGCUUGUCCUGUACGUUGUGUUUCUAGCCGGCGUUGAUGGCGCUAAGGGUUCGGAGGCUGGUUGUGUGUUUGUCGCUGCAUUACUCCACUAUUUGACUUUGGUGUCGGUGAUGUUGAUGACCGUUGACGCAUGGGACUUGUACAGUGCUACGGUUCGGGAGGGACCUGUUCAAGACAAACGUCUUCACAUUGUGAGGGAUGUGGUGUUGGCCUGGGGCUGUCCUUUGAUCAUUAUGGCAAUCACUGUGUCGGCUGCACUGAGCUACUACAGGAUAAACGAAGAUGAUACGAACAGCGUCACAACGUAUUGUUUCCUCAAGCCCGGCAUUGCCAUGUACCUCGGCCUUCUGCUACCUAUUGGCCUCUUCCUCGCCCACAAUAUAACCCUAUGUUUCUUGGUGGCGCGUAGCCUGCCGGAGGUUUGGGAGAGGUUUCACUCCAGACAGGUCUCUCAACGCCUGCAGAAUGUUGUAGGGAUCGCAGCCCUUACCAUGCUGACUUGGCUGUUCGGGAUCCUGGCAAUCACUUCUGGGGCUAUGGCUUACCACAUAAUGGUCUUGCUCACUGCCACCUCUCAGGGUGUGUUCAUCUUCAUCGCUUUCUGCAUUCGACGCAGUGAGGUGCGAGAGGGCGUCUUAGCACGACUCGGACGUCUUCCUCUCCCCGGGAGCUCCUGCCUUAAACAUAGCAACCCUAAAGAGAAAUACGAGGUGCAGCACAAGAGCGCACCGCCGGGCACCGAGCUCAAUGCGUUUCCGUCCUCUGCGGAUUAGAGACCAGAGAGAACCAUAAGAAAUGAAUCGCAUACAGGUUAUAUAGGAUUUCCUGGCCAAUUUCAUGAAAUGUUCAUUCACUUCUGAAAAUCGGUCAUUCGUUUUCGUCUGAAUUUG